GAAAAACAAAGAAACAAAAACAAACUUAUCAAAAUUUUUGGAGUAUGGAGAUUGUUCUAAAAUAAAGGAAUGGAACGGAACCUUAACAUUCCGGUGGCGUCGGCAGCCUCUGUGGUAUGUGUUAUCGACCCAUCAACGACCGUUUCCUUCUCCGUAUCAUGGACGUGUCGUACCACGAGCACUGCGUCCAGUGCUGCACUUGCGGCGAUCGCCUGCACCACACCUGUUUUGUCCGGGACUCGAAGCUGUAUUGUCGGCUAGACUACGACAGGUUGUUCAUAAAAAAAUGCCUGGGAUGCUCCGAAAGGGUAUCUCCCGAGGAGCUGGUAAUGCGAGCCAGCGAGAGUAUCUUCCACCUAAGGUGUUUCGUCUGCGUGGUCUGCGGGAUCAGACUGCAAAAAGGCGACCUAUACGUCAUAAAGCAAGGUCAGUUAUUCUGCCGGGUGGACUACGAGAAAGAGGUGGAAAUGAUGCAAGGUUUUGGAUACGGUACGUUAUUUGUAUGAGUGAAGUGGAGUUCCUGGAAAAUUAAAUGAAUUUCAGGCGAAUUUAUCUGCGACGACCUGCUGCAAACGAGCAGGUCCCACGACGGACGUAGAGGACCGAAGCGGCCCAGGACGAUACUGACCACUCAGCAGCGUCGUGCCUUCAAAGCGUCCUUUGAAGUCAGCCCGAAACCUUGCAGGAAAGUACGGGAAGCGUUGGCCAAAGAUACCGGAUUAAGCGUCAGGAUAGUUCAAGUUUGGUUUCAAAAUCAACGCGCGAAAAUGAAGAAAAUGCAAAAGAAAGCGAGGCAGGAUAACAAAGGGGGCAAGGACCCGGAAAACGAUGAAAAGAAAUUAAAUGUCAAAGAGGAGGAGCCGAGUCCGCAUUCGACGCCGUUUUUCAACGACAGCUGCAGCGAUACCGAGACGACCGUCGGCGACGACGCCGCGAUGCAAAACCCGGAAACCUCCGGUUUCCUCCGCAUUAAGGAAGAACUGGAAAACGACAACCCUUACGUGAAAAGCAACAACAACAUACCCCUGCAUUCGUUCGCCGCUCUCGACCUGAAACGAAGGGACGAUAGCUAUAUCGGAUUAUCUUUUACGUCCGCCAUCGAAUCGAAUCAGUCCUCGAUGUUCCUGCAACCUCCGGCGGCUCAUCAGAACGCGCCACAUUCGCAGCCCGGUCUGAACCCCAUCGACCGCCUGUAUUCGAUGCAAAACUCGUACUUUUGCGGUGAGGAUCAGGUGGAACCCUGA
This is a messenger RNA of Cylas formicarius (sweet potato weevil), 1244 nucleotides long. Its product is annotated as LIM homeobox transcription factor 1-alpha-like. The transcript is spliced from 5 exons. Gene Ontology annotation, biological process: regulation of transcription by RNA polymerase II; neuron differentiation. Gene Ontology annotation, cellular component: nucleus. The record is from RefSeq and is a predicted model, not a curated record. NCBI's taxonomy places the organism in Eukaryota, Metazoa, Arthropoda, Insecta, Coleoptera, Brentidae. Gene Ontology annotation, molecular function: DNA-binding transcription factor activity, RNA polymerase II-specific; RNA polymerase II transcription regulatory region sequence-specific DNA binding.